Molecule: messenger RNA, 5542 nt
Organism: Thamnophis elegans (Western terrestrial garter snake)
Lineage: Eukaryota; Metazoa; Chordata; Lepidosauria; Squamata; Natricidae
Gene: DNMT3A
Product: DNA methyltransferase 3 alpha
Exons: 24
Coding region: 369-3128 (919 amino acids)
Biological process (GO): negative regulation of DNA-templated transcription
Cellular component (GO): nucleus; cytoplasm
Molecular function (GO): DNA (cytosine-5-)-methyltransferase activity
Source: RefSeq, a predicted model, not a curated record
UCGUUCUCCAGUGGCCCUGCGGGCCGAGUGCGUCCGAUCCGAGCCGGUCGGAUCCGAUUCUUGCUGCAGUGGAGACGGCGGGCGAGGCCUCCUCCACAGGCUGGGCAAGGCAAGGAGCGCGGAAAGAGGAGGAGGAGGAGGAGGAUCCCCCCCUCCCGGGAAGGAAGCAGCAGCUGCAGGAGGAACACCGGGGUUCAAGGUGGCAGGAAAACCAGAGCAGUACCAUCAGCAGAGGGGGGCAUUGGAUGAUUGCCUUGACUGCUUUUCCAUUAUCCCUCUUCACUUUGGAGUAAAGUUUCGAAUCGUCUAUAAAUUAAGCCCCAGAAACAAAAAUUUGUAGCAGCUGCCUCUGCCCCAGUUUCCCCACAAUGCCAUCUAAUGGGCCAGUUGACACCAGCAGUCCUUCUGCGGACCGGGAGACAGUCGAUGCUCACAAGCAGGGAGAAGAAGAUCCUGAGGAGAAUCGGAACAAGGAGGAGAAGCCAGAUCCAGGAAUCCCUGUGAGGAAAGUGGGGCGACCUGGUAGAAAACGGAAACAGCCAGUGGCGGAGACCAGUGAAAUCCCCAAAGACACAGCUUCAGCACCCAAGUGCCCCCCUCCUACCCACAACACCAGCCCUAUGGAGCAAGUGCCCAAUGGAGAUGCUGAGAUGGGAGCUUCUGAGAAUUGCACUCUCACCGAUCUGAAGGGCAGGCAGCGAAGUGAAAACGAACCCAGUGGCCCGCCAGAAGGAGAGAUGGGAAGGGCCCUGGAAAAUGGGCGCUGCACUCCCAAGGACAGUCCUGAUCCACCUGCUAGUGAAGGCAAAGAUGACAAGGAAGAAAACCACUACAACUCACUGAAAAUGGAGGGAUCUCGUGGCCGUCUGCGUGGAGGACUGGGUUGUGAGUCUACCCUUCGCCCGAGGCCAGUGCAGCGUCUGACCUUUCAAGCUGGAGAUCCCUACUACAUCAGCAAGAGGAAGCGGGAUGAGUGGCUGGCCAGGUGGAAGAGGGAGACUGAUAACCCAGCGGCAGCUCAGCUUGACAAGGCUGAAAAGAAAGCUAAGGUAAUUGCUGGAAUGAAUGCUGUGGAAGAAACACCACGGAGCGAGCCCCAGAAGGAGGAGGAGGCUAGCCCACCAGCCUCGCAGCAGCCCACUGACCCCGCUUCUCCCACUGUGGCUACUACCCCAGAGCCUGUGGGGCCUGAUGCUGUAGAGAAGAGCAUAUCAAAGUCACCUGAUGAUGAGCCAGAAUAUGAGGAUGGCCGGGGGUUUGGGAUCGGGGAGCUGGUGUGGGGAAAACUCCGUGGAUUCUCCUGGUGGCCAGGCCGCAUUGUUUCCUGGUGGAUGACUGGCAGGAGCCGGGCUGCUGAAGGUACCCGCUGGGUCAUGUGGUUCGGUGAUGGGAAGUUUUCUGUGGUCUGUGUGGAGAAACUGCUUCCACUCAGCUCCUUUGCUAGCGCCUUUCACCAGGCCACAUAUAACAAGCAGCCCAUGUAUCGAAAGGCCAUCUAUGAAGUACUGCAGGUGGCCAGCAGCAGAUCAGGCAAGAUCUUUCCAUCCUGUCCAGAGAAUGAUGAAACUGACACUUCUAAAGUGGUCGAAAUGCAGAACAAACAGAUGAUUGAAUGGGCCUUAGGAGGGUUCCAGCCAUCCGGCCCAAAGGGAUUGGAGCCUCCCGAAGAGGAACGCAAUCCCUACAAAGAAGUUUACCCGGAGAUGUGGGGGGAACCAGAAGCUGCUGCCUAUGCCCCUCCUCCGCCAGCCAAAAAACCAAGGAAAAGCACAGCUGAGAAGCCUAAGGUCAAGGAAAUCAUAGAUGAGCGCACCCGAGAACGUCUUGUUUAUGAGGUUCGACAGAAAUGCAGGAAUAUUGAAGAUAUCUGCAUUUCCUGUGGAAGCCUGAAUGUCACCCUGGAACACCCUCUCUUCAUUGGAGGAAUGUGCCAAAACUGCAAGAACUGCUUUUUGGAAUGCGCCUAUCAAUAUGAUGAUGAUGGCUAUCAAUCAUAUUGCACCAUCUGCUGCGGUGGCCGUGAAGUCCUUAUGUGUGGGAACAACAAUUGUUGCAGAUGCUUUUGUGUAGAGUGUGUGGACUUACUGGUGGGUCCUGGGGCUGCUCAGGCAGCUAUCAAGGAAGAUCCCUGGAACUGCUACAUGUGUGGCCACAAGGGUGUCUAUGGGCUGCUCCGGCGACGAGAAGACUGGCCCUCACGCCUUCAGAUGUUUUUUGCCAACAAUCAUGAUCAAGAGUUUGAUCCACCAAAGAUUUACCCUCCAGUCCCUGCUGAAAAGAGAAAGCCCAUUCGGGUGCUGUCACUGUUUGAUGGCAUUGCCACAGGGCUCCUUGUCCUAAAGGAUUUGGGCAUCCAGGUGGAUCGAUACAUAGCAUCUGAGGUGUGUGAAGAUUCUAUCACAGUUGGGAUGGUCCGACACCAGGGCAAGAUCAUGUAUGUUGGGGACGUCCGCAAUGUCACUCAGAAACAUAUACAAGAAUGGGGUCCCUUUGACUUAGUGAUUGGAGGGAGCCCCUGCAAUGACCUCUCCAUUGUUAAUCCUGCCAGGAAAGGCCUUUAUGAGGGCACAGGGCGACUCUUCUUUGAAUUCUAUCGUCUCCUUCAUGAGGCCAGACCCAAGGAGGGAGAUGAGCGACCUUUCUUCUGGCUGUUUGAAAAUGUGGUGGCCAUGGGCGUCAGUGACAAAAGGGACAUCUCUCGCUUCCUAGAGUCUAAUCCAGUGAUGAUCGAUGCCAAAGAAGUCUCUGCAGCCCACAGAGCCCGAUACUUCUGGGGGAAUCUGCCUGGCAUGAACAGGCCUCUGGCUUCAACUAUGAAUGAUAAGUUGGAAUUGCAAGAGUGUCUGGAACAUGGCCGGAUAGCUAAGUUCAGCAAAGUACGAACCAUCACCACACGUUCCAACUCCAUCAAGCAAGGCAAGGACCAGCAUUUCCCUGUCUUUAUGAAUGAGAAGGAGGACAUCCUGUGGUGCACCGAGAUGGAGAGAGUCUUUGGCUUUCCGGUCCACUACACGGAUGUGUCCAACAUGAGCCGCCUGGCAAGGCAGAGACUGCUGGGUCGUUCUUGGAGCGUGCCAGUGAUCCGCCAUCUCUUCGCCCCCUUAAAGGAGUACUUUGCCUGUGUUUAAAGAGACGUAACCACAAAACUGGCAAAGCAGAGGAGGAGUCUCAAACACAACCACCCCCAGGAACAGAAGAGAAGUGGCACCAGAAUGGAGGAAAUGGCUGGUGGGUGAGAGGGUGGGAGAGGACAGCCCGCAUACAUAUGCAGCUCCCAUCACCCAAAUCUUCACCCAUCCUCUCCCCAAUUUGAAAUGCCCCAAUCAAACCAACCAAUCCCACUUUCUGUUGGUAAUCCUUUAAUUUCCUGCUCUUUCUGGAUGGGUUUGCCUGUUAGUUUGGUUUCUGCCGCUCCUCGGCUGAGCCCCCAGCAAUGCGGGCUGUCCACUGACGCACCGCAAAAGAGGAAUUUCCAGCCAAGCCCAAAGCUGAAUGGGCCUUGGGGCAUUAUUGCCCAAGCUCAGUUUAGGAGCACAAAAUGAGGUGGAACGGGACCUCCUUGCGUCUGUCCGCGCCAUUCCUGGGCCGAGCGCAAGCUGGGAAGCUCCCAGUCCUACCUGGUCCCCCCCCAAGCCACACACUAGAGUAUUUGGGUGCCUAUCACACAGGAGACCUUGAUAUACCCUGCUCCUACAGCCGCUCUUACCUCUUGUUUACAGUUUAUAUAUAUGUGAGAGUUAUGUGAGAGAAAUAUCUAUAUAUAAAAGGUACUGUUACUACUGUACAACUGACUUUCAAAAUGGUGCUUCUACAACCACAGAGGGUGGGGCUGAAGGCAGCUUCCGUGGUGCUUCACAUGUUAGCCCGCAGGAAUGGCAGGGGGAGCUUUUCCAACUGAUUGCAGCCCCAUCUUAUAAGGGAGAGAAGGCUGACGGGCACCAUUCUCCGCCCCGGGUGGCAUGCAAUAAUACUUUUCUUCCUGAAAAGGCAAACCUCCCUCAGGCCAGGGGCUUUGGCCUUCCUAGAUGGGGCUAACCUACCCCCCCCCCCUGCAGAGCUCCUGGCAGGGGCCCUAAUGUUAGUGGUGCUUUAUUGAAAUUGGCGUUUUCUGGGGCUCCGCCCGUCACCAACCUGGCGCCAGACCAGGAGGCAAAGAGCACCCAAGGACCAGCAGUGCUUGUUUCGGUCAUCUCUGAACUCACUGGCUGUAAGGUUCCCGAUCAGAUCUUUUGGUUCUGCUCCUUUUCUCCAGAUUUGCCCCUUAAGAGACAAAUUCAGCUGCAGAAUAGCUGUGGGGCCAGGGAGGUAGAGAGAAAGAGAAGAGUCCCUGCCAUCCUACGCUGCAGUGACCCCUUCCGCCCCAUUCCUUUGUGGAUUUUGUGUGUUCGGAGGUCAGCACCUGCUGUCUUCCUUCUCCCCCUCCUCCUUUCUAUUUGUGGCUGACACGAAUUAUUAUAGACUUCCUGUUUUGCUUGAUCAGACUCUGGCUGUGCUACCUUUCUCCUCCCCCCUCCCCCCCAUAUGUUGAGGGUACAGAGGGGCAAAAAUAAAGGUGGGCAGUUCUCACGUGAAGAGUCUCUCUCCAGGACCUGAUGAACUCUCAUGUGCAAGGUCUGGCUUAGGAGUCGAAAUUGUGUGCACUUUACUCUUUGGGGCAAGGGGAUAAAUGACCUUCACCAUGAGUCUGUGAUGCACAGUGUAAAAGGGAUGGCCACUGGGCUCUGGUCAACCCUCCGUGCACGGACUUGAGGCUGCUUCUCCCUUCUGCUUGCAGAGACUGAUCCCAACAGGGUCCAAAGUUCUUGGUGCUAAUGGGGAUAUCUCUUCCCUACUCCCCCACCAACCAGCUUUUUGCCUCAGCAGCUUUUCCAUCUGUGCCUCCCCAGGGGACAGCGUCUCCUCUCUGCUCCUGUCUUCCCUGUGUCCAUGGUGCUCUCGGAGGCAAUGGAGUAGAUGCUGAGGCAAAACUCAGGAGCAGGCGGGAAUGUUGGUGGAAGAUAGCAGAUCUCCCUCUGCCUUCUCAUUAACACUCCCCAGCGCAACCUCUUGAGCGGUGAAAACAGUUGGCGGCAGACAAGGAAAGUCUCUGUUGAAGGCUGUAGGUCUUGGUGCUAAAAUUUGGGGAAGUUAGGGUGGCAGGUAGGUGCCUCUGCUCACUUCCCUUCAAACUGUGAAGGGUGCUGGGGUCUCGCUCAGGGCCGAAUGGGGAAGGUUGAAUGGUGGUUUCUUCGGUUGGGGCUGUCUGGCAAGAUAUGCCCCACCCCACCCCCACCUGUUGCCUCUUCGAUAGGCAGUCUCCUUCGCACUCCAUUCUUCCUCUGACCCCCUUGGUCGUUGGGAGGGGGACUGUCUUUCUGCGCAAAAUUCUUCAAAGAGAGGUUUUCCUUACAGGAUUUCCAAGCCUUUCUUCCCAACCCAUUUGCCACAAAGCUAGGGGGGAGAGAUUCCCUCUGGGUUUCUUGUAGUCUAGUUUCACUGGUGCUAAAUGGGAAGUAUUUAUUGGAAGAGACUGUAGCUCAACGACGGAGUCCAUCUUUUCCAU